This is a messenger RNA of Psilocybe cubensis, 711 nucleotides long. RefSeq lists its product as uncharacterized. The record is from RefSeq and is a predicted model, not a curated record. The coding region runs from base 1 to 711 and encodes 236 amino acids. The transcript has 2 exons. NCBI's taxonomy places the organism in Eukaryota, Fungi, Basidiomycota, Agaricomycetes, Agaricales, Agrocybaceae.
AUGCUCGCCUGGAGGGCAAUAGUGCGUCGGCCAGCCACUCUCAUCCGACAAGGACCCCAGAUACCGAGACGUUCAUUGCACUCAUCACUGCCCAGACCACAAUUAUAUCAACAAAGAGGAGGGAGUUUGCUCGCCAAACUUCGGUUUAGAGCAGAUGGAAAGCCCAGGUCUCGGUUAAUGGGUGCCACCAUCGGCACCCUCGUUUUAUUCAAUAUAUUGACGCUGGCUACGAUGUAUGACCUUGUUGAAGAGGGUGAAAUUACACUUGGACUUUUGGUCAACGUCAUAUAUCUCCAGCGAGCGGAUAUGUCCUACAGUAAUAUCAACCUGGAGGAUUCCGCAGAGACUCUGAUAUACUUCAAGAAGCUUUACCAAGCAUUUGCUCGUAUCCCUCAGGAGGAAGUCGACGAUUUGUUCAAGGAUUUGUCUCGUAUGAUCAAGGCAGGCGAGACGGAAGUCGAAGCUCAUCGGAUUAUGCGUACCGCAGCGGAACAAAUCCACCUUGCAUUUCAAGAUCUUGACCAUGAUUCCAUCGCGAGUACAUCAAAUUACAUCUUUGACAUUAUGCGGGAGGCCUUGGAAAACCUUAUCGAUUUGAUUCCGGAAAACGUGGAUGACGAGAGCGACUCGAAAUAUACCUUCCAGCUUAUCCGUGAUCACUCGAAAAAGGAUGCAGGAGCAGUUCUCAAGGAUUAUGAAUCUUUGGGUUGA